Messenger RNA from Melospiza georgiana, 2967 nucleotides. It is a transcript of the gene DDX25, whose product is annotated as DEAD-box helicase 25. Bases 494 to 1783 code for a protein of 429 amino acids. Gene Ontology annotation, cellular component: cytoplasmic stress granule; nucleus. The record is from RefSeq and is a predicted model, not a curated record. Gene Ontology annotation, molecular function: RNA helicase activity; ATP binding; RNA binding. NCBI's taxonomy places the organism in Eukaryota, Metazoa, Chordata, Aves, Passeriformes, Passerellidae. The transcript is spliced from 9 exons. Gene Ontology annotation, biological process: poly(A)+ mRNA export from nucleus.
GCAUUGAGCCGUAAUUGAAUCAAGAGGGCGUUUAAUCGACAGGAGGGAAGGGCUCAGUGCAGUGCGUUUGGAUGCUCAUUUAUGAGUAUGGUAAAAGUAAGUCUGGAAUAAUGGAUGUUGCCUGCAAUGUUUCUAAUGAACCCUCAGAACAAUAAGAUAUCCUCUGGGGAGAGAAGAGGAUUCUCACUGCAAGCCCCUUGUUGUAAACUAAAACACAAGAAGUUCCCCCUCAGUAUGAGGAAGAACUUCUUGACAUGGAGAGUGGCAGGGCGCUGGCACAGGCUGCCCAGGCAGGUCCUGGAUUCUCCCUCCUUAGGAACAUUCCAGACCUACAGGAACACGUUCUGUGUCACCUCCAUUUGACCCUUCCUUGGAAACAGUUUGGACUGGAUAAUUUCCAGAGAUCCCUCCCAGCCCUAAUGAUUCUGUGAUUCCGUUUGUUUUAUUUACGGAGUUGCUGCCUUUCCCAGUGCCGCUGGCUGAGCUGUCACUGAUGAACAAGUUGAUCCACACGUCCCUGGUGGAGUCCCAGCAGCACGUGGAGAUCCUGCAGCGAGACCCCAGCUCCCCACUCUUUUCCAUCAAGACCUUUGAGGAGCUGCCCCUGAAGAAGGAGCUCCUGCAGGGGGUUUAUAUGAUGGGCUUCAACAGACCAUCCAAAAUCCAGGAGCAGGCCCUGCCCCUCAUGCUGGCUUACCCGCCCCAAAAUCUGAUUGCCCAGAGCCAGUCAGGGACAGGGAAAACAGCAGCUUUUGUCUUGGCCAUGUUGAGCAGAGCCAGUGCCAGCGAGAAAUAUCCGCAGUGCCUGUGCCUGGCUCCCACCUACGAGCUGGCCCUGCAGAUCGGGCAGGUGGUGCGCGCCAUCGGCAAGUUCUGCACGGACAUCAAGGUGAACUACGCUGUCCGGGGAAACCGAGUUCUGAAGGGCACAGUGCUGGAGGAGCAGAUCAUCAUCGGAACUCCGGGCACCACCCUGGACUGGUGCUUCAAACAACGCAUCCUGGACCUGACAAAGAUCUCCUUGUUCGUGCUGGAUGAGGCUGACAUCAUGAUCGACACGCAGGGCCUCUCCUGUCAGAGCAUCCGCAUCCACAGGGCUCUUCCCAAGAGCUGCCAAGUGCUGCUGUUCUCAGCCACUUACAAGGAGCCUGUUCGGGCCUUUGCUGAGCGGAUCAUCCCCGACCCCAUCGUGAUCAAGCUGCGGGAGGAGGAGCUCACCCUGAGCAACAUCAGGCAGUACUUCAUGGUGUGCCAGAGCUCAGACGAGCAGUACAAGGCCCUCUGCAACCUCUAUGGCAGCUUCACCAUCGGUCAGGUCAUGAUCUUCUGCCAGACCAGGAGGAUGGCAGACUGGCUGUCGGGGAAGAUGAGCCGGGACGGGCACCAAGUGGCCAUCCUGACAGCAGAGCUGACGGUGGUGCAGCGGGCCAGCGUCAUCCAGCGCUUCCGUGAGGGCAAGGAGAAGGUCCUGAUCGCCACCAACGUCUGUGCCAGAGGCAUCGAUGUGCAGCAGGUGACCACGGUGGUGAACUUUGGGCUGCCCAUGGAUCAGGACGGCGAGCCGGACUUUGAGACCUACCUGCACCGCAUCGGGCGGGCCGGGCGCUUCGGGCACCGCGGCAUCGCCUUCAGCGUGGUGCAGAGGGAGACCGUGCCCCUCGUGCACAGGAUUGAGGAGUAUUUCCGGGACCGGGUGCCCCAGCUCAGCUCAGCCCUGGCUGUGGGAGAGGAGAUGGCAGCUGUGGAAAUCUUUCCUGAGUGGAAAUUGAUUGUAACUUGCUAACAUCAAGAGGAUUUUCAUGGGAUUUGCCAGAUGCCAGGGCUGCACUGAUGGUUUUUUGAAUCCCAGCGCCUGUUAUCCCUGUGAUUUUUAGAGGAAAGAAGGUUAUAGAAGCCUUCUGAUGGGCAGGAAACUGUGUCCAUUCCACAUCUCCAGCCUCAGAGCCACUCAGCCCUCUUGGUUCUUUCAAAUACUCACCUGUCCUUGGAACCUGGAGUGAGCCUGAGGCAGACACCAGGCAGAGGAGGCACCAGCCACACAUUCUGGCAGAGAUUGUUGCUGUGGAGUAGAAGCAGUGAACAGCUGGAACAGCUGCCUUGUGGAUGAGCCCAACCACAGCCACGGGCAGCAGGAGCCAGUGUGAGGAUGAACCCCCAGCAAUCUGACUUGUGCUUUUCAUGUUGUGGUGCUGCACUUGGAGGGUGCAGACCCUCCCUGUCCUGUGUGGCUGGGGAGGUGGGAACAGGGAGUGGGGGCACAUCAGGGGCUGAGCUCUGUGCUGCUGCUGCUGCUCUGAUCCAGCUCCCCUCCUGCUUUGUGCCAGCUGAUUUCCCUGCUGACCCCAUUUCCCCUGUGUGACCGUGUUCAUGGGGGGCUGAGGAUGAGGGAGGAGAUGAGGAUCUGACUCCAUGUUUCAGAAGGCUGAUUUAUUAUUUUAUUAUAUGUAUUAUAUUAAAACUAUACUAAAAUAAUAGAAGAAAGGAUUUCAUCAGAAGGCUGGCUAAGAAUAGAAAAAGAAAGAAUGAUGACAAAGGCUUGUGGCUCGGACAGAGAAUCUGAGCCAGCUGACUGUGAUUGGCCAUUAAUUAGAAACAACCACAUGAGACCAAUCACAGAUGCACCUGUUGCAUUCCACAGCAGCAGAUAAUCAAUGUUUACAUUUUUUUCCUGAGGCCUCCCAGCUUCUCAGGAAGAAAACUCCUAAGGAAAGGAUUUUUCAUGAAAGAUGUCUGACACCCCUGCACUUUCCCAGCUGGUUUCCCUGCUGCAGUGAGCACUCAGGAGCUUCCCAGCUGGCGUGGGGCACUCAGGUGGCACGGACAGUGCUCAGGGGAGCGAGCUCUGCACUCACAUCCCAUCAAUUGCUCUUUCCUUCCUACAGAGACCACGAUCAAGCAGCUGGAUCCCUACGACAUGGACGAGCUGGAGAAGCUUGCAGCUGAGUGAGGAGCAGGGAUUCGUUCUCC